Dalotia coriaria is the source of this 4968-nucleotide messenger RNA. It is a transcript of the gene l(2)gl, whose product is annotated as LLGL domain-containing protein l(2)gl. The record is from RefSeq and is a predicted model, not a curated record. The transcript is spliced from 10 exons. The coding region runs from base 475 to 3801 and encodes 1108 amino acids. Gene Ontology annotation, molecular function: myosin II binding; syntaxin binding; GTPase activator activity. Gene Ontology annotation, cellular component: cytoplasm; cortical actin cytoskeleton; plasma membrane. Gene Ontology annotation, biological process: cortical actin cytoskeleton organization; regulation of establishment or maintenance of cell polarity; establishment of spindle orientation. Lineage: Eukaryota; Metazoa; Arthropoda; Insecta; Coleoptera; Staphylinidae.
GCCAAGCGCGGCGCAGCGACGAGCGUGUCACAGUGGUUUUGUGAGUCGGUCUGUUACCGCGCGGCGCAACAGGCAGGCAGCGAGACGCUACACCGGCAGGCAGCACCGCCGCCGACACUUUGUCCCCGAGGCGCAGCAAACCACGCGGCGCGAGCGCGACAUCGGUCGUGAUCAGCGGCUCACCGAGCACAUAGCGACGAGCGUCCAUCGCGCCCAGACCGCGCUCGACCGCCUUCAACCGCCGCGCGUACGCCUAGCCCGCCUAGUUUUUCGCCGCGCCGGUUGGGUCAGUGACUCAACGCGACGUGUUAUGGUGCGUUGGUGUGCGUUGUCUUGAGACUCGAAAGACCACCACCAGCUCCUUCGCAUUGUGAGAGCGUCCAGCGAGCACGCUUCGAGAGUGCCGCCGCCCUGCAAAUCGCCCGCCGAGGCGCUGCAUCAACGACAACGUGCUGCCUCUUCCGAGAUUGCAACAUGUUUAAAUUCAUUAAGCCUAAAGGACCGCACGUCACGGUCGAGCGGCAAAAGCUGCAGAAGGAGCUGUUCUCAUAUCGCAGAACGCUUCAGCAUGGCUUUCCAAACAAGCCCACUGCCAUGGCGUGGGAUCCAACCCUGCGCCUGUUGUGUGUGGGUACAGCAUCAGGGGCCAUCAAGGUUUUUGGAAAACCGGGCGUGGAGUUCUAUGGCCAGCACGCGGAUAACGUAGCUGUUACAAAGAUCACCUUCCUGCCGAAUGCGGGACGAGUUGUUUCGCUCUGCGAAGACAAUUCAUUGCACCUAUGGGAAGUGAAUAAGAACUCCUUGGUGCAGGUGAAGAGUCAUUCUAUGGAGGGCAAGUUGAAGCAGAUUAGCGCGCUUUGUGUUGAUAGCAAAGCCGAAAAUCUACUUCUCGGCACGGAAGGUGGCAAUAUUUACGUCCUGGAGUUGAAUUCGUUUGUGAUGUCGCAGGAGAUUAUUUACCAGGAUGUGGUGCUACAAAAUGCUUCACAUAAAUUAAAUCCGGGAGCCGUGGAGGUACUUGCCGAACGACCUGGCGAACCCGAUCAUCUUCUGAUUGCUUACAAUCGUGGACUUGUCGUUCUCCUCAAUCGUAAAGACUUUAGCGUGGAGAAGAAAUAUACACCCAGUCAACAGCUGGAGUCUGUUUACUGGCAUCGUGAUGGUCAAUCCUUUACUACCUCACACAAUGACGGUUCGCACACCACGUGGCAUGUCGAUCACGAGAACCCCGUCGCUGGACCCACCACUGAUUAUGGUCCAUUUGCUUGCAAGGCUAUCUUGAAGAUCGAACGGUACGAGUUGAAGGGCGAGCCGUUGAUUGUCUUCAGUGGUGGUCUGCCUCGUGCGAAUUACGGCGAGAGGUUCAACGUCACUGUAAUGAAUGGCGACAAGCACGUCGCGUUUGAAUUUACCAGCAAAGUGAUUGAUUUUGUGGUGAUUACCGCUGCCGACAAGGACGACUCGGAUGGAGAAGCAAAUGGGGAUGUUGCCGCUGGGGACCCCGAGGCGUUGAUUGUCCUCGCUGAGGAGGAGCUCGUCGCCAUCGACUUGCAAUCAGACGACUGGCUUAUGAUGAACUUGCCCUAUAUGGUACCUGUGCAUGCGUCUGCGAUCACCUGCAGCCAGUAUGUGUCCGGUGUGCCUGACGACCUUUGGAAUCAAUUGAAGGACGCUGGCAAAGCGCAAACCAAGCAUCUGUAUUCGUCGCGAGCAUGGCCGAUCGACGGUGGUGAGUUGUUAUGUUCGAAAGGGGAGCAACCUCGCCGAGAGAUGCUUCUCACAGGCCACGAGGACGGCACUGUGCGAUUCUGGGACGCAGGGACGGUCAACCUCACGCCCAUUUAUAAAUUCAGCACGUCACAGUUUUUCACCGGCGAGGACAUGCAUGAUGAAGAUUUAAACAACGAAGAUGAAGAAGAUUGGCCUCCGUUCAAGAAAAUUGGAGUCUUUGAUCCAUACACCGAUGAUCCUCGAUUUGCAGUCAAGCGUGUUGUGCUGUGUCCACUUUCCGGCACGCUGGUCGUGGCGGGCACCGCAGGUCAUGUGGUGGUAGCCAAAUUCGACACCGAGAUGUUGAUGGAAGAAGUGAGGAUCAGCACAAUGAACCUCGUCGGCGAACGCGACAGCUUUGUGUGGAAGGGUCACAGUGAGCUAGCACCGCGCAAGGGUGAAAUAACACAGAAACGUGGUUUCCAGGCGACAAGCAUAUUACAGAUUUAUCCACCAGCGGCAGUGACCUGUUGUACACUGCAUGCUGAUUGGGGACUGGUAGCGGCGGGCACUUCCCAUGGCCUGGCAUUAUACGACUACGUCAAGCAUAAACCUGUGACUGUGAAGUGUACUUUGAAUCCGAAUGACUUGAAUGGAGCUGGGGAUGCACCUAUUUCACGACGUAAGUCUUUCAAGAAGUCGCUGCGCGAGUCCUUCCGUCGUCUGCGCAAGGGACGUUCACAACGGCGUACUAGUAACACCACGACAAAUACCACCACGUCCCCGCCAGUUCGACGUCUGCCGGCGAGCACUGAUGAACCUAGCAAUCCACUGGAGGCCAAGCCAGUGGAACGGCAGAUUGAGGCGCGUACAACAGAUGACGGCAUGGGCUCCAUUGUACGCUGUUUAUACUUUGCGAGGACUUUCUUAAUCAACGUACAAAACACAGUACCAACCUUAUGGGCAGGCACGAACGCCGGUGCUGUCUAUGUCUUCACAAUAAACGUGCCCUCCGGCUCUAAGCGUAAUACGGACGACGUCACCUGCCAGCUGGGUAAAGAGAUACAGCUGAAACAUCGCGCGCCAGUUAUUGCCAUCGCAGUACUCGACAGCAGUAGCCGGCCACUGCCGGAGCCUUUGGAAGUAGAGAAGGGCAUCUCGCCAUUGCCGGAGACCACUCAACCGCAUCGAGUUAUCAUUGCCUCCGAAGAACAGUUCAAGAUUUUCACACUGCCAGCGCUGAAACCCUUCGGAAAGUACAAGUUAACUGCGCACGAAGGCGCCAGAGUUCGUCGCAUGUCGUUCGCGAACUUCUCCUGUAACUUGCCAGACAGCAACGACGUCCACAACGAGGUGGAUUUGCUGUGUCUGACGAAUAUUGGCGAUUGCUUCGUGCUUACCUUACCCGAUCUCAAGCGGCAAUUGAAUGCGGUUGUCGUGAGGAAGGAAGACAUAAAUGGAAUAUCUUCUUUAAUCUUUACGAAAGAAGCCGAAGCGUUGUAUCUGCACUCAUCUUCAGAGUUGCAGCGAUUGUCGCUCGCUACGCGACGAGUCACCUCGGCGAGGUGCUACCUUUCCUUGCCCGAGGCGGUGAAGGAGGAGCCCGAGGCCGAAACGCCUUCAGAGAUUGACGAAGUAGACGAGGAAAGGGAGAAGGAGGCACCGCUCGUCAAUGGCAAUUCUAUCGACAGCAAAGAGAACAGUGUGGGCGACAAGAUGGAGAACGGGGAGACGGACACGAUUCAUAAUUCAACUAUGAACUCAACUAUGACGAGCAGCAUUGGCGACAUCACCAUCGACAGCGUCAAGGACCACAUCAACGCACAUGACGAUUUGAACGCACGCAUGUCGGGCAUUACCAUCACCAAGACGACGAUCACAACGAGCAUGCUCAACCAGAGCGGGGAGGUCGUCACGAACACCACUACCACGACAACUACGACGGAGCAUCCCGAUGAUGUUGAGAAUAAUGAGACGGACGCACUUGAUGUUGAGCCGGGAGCAGUCGAGAUUAGAAGCCUGCAGGCAAAUAGUCAUGGAGUAAAAGCACCGCUGGCAUUGUCCGAAGAUCUCGAAGCUGAGAGUGGGUAACCAAUUGAACAAUGAUGAAAUUCCCCGGAUACAUACCCUCUAGGUAUACAUCGCACACGCAUCAACAUCAACUUCCCGAGCAACGCCUCGAACACCACGAGACGCAUACAAAUUCUUUGCCAUAUCAAUUAUUUAAUACUUAAGCAAAUUAUGGGAACAUGUGUGGAUAGUUAGAUUACGCUUAACUAACUGAAAGCUAGCAAAACCACAUUCGAUCUACUUAAAACACCUUCUUUAUUUAGGGAAACCUUCGUUUUUAGAUUAAUUAGUCGAUGAAAAAGUUUAUUACACUUUAAUUUACAUGAGUUUAAUUAAUACUACAACAAGUAGCAUAGGGCUAAGUAUGAUGGUAGCUUGCUAGGGUCAUCUAUUUUCCUAACAAAUCGCAAUUGUAACUUUUAUAUGACUUACUUAUAGGCGCCUCAACUUUCUGCAUCUGCAGCUACACGAUACGAUACACUAAUAAUAUUUAUACAAUUUUUAUACAUACUUACCGAUGAUAUAUAAGAUUUACACUGUUCUAGUGUACAAAUUGCGGUUGAUAUGUGAUCGAAGUUGAUGCUGUGUCACAACUCCGUUCAACUAUUGCUGGCGAAUAACGAUGGCGGUGAUAAUUAUGAUUGCAAGGCAGCUGAACGCAGGUACUAACUAAACUAUACAAGUGUCGUUUUAAUAUUAAGACGCUGCAAUUUUAUUCGAUAAGUAAACCCGUUUCACGUAAUGCAAAAAAAAACGAACGCAGGUAAUUUUUGUGCGUUCAUGUUUAGUCUACCCCCCCCCACACAUGACAUGUCAUGGCUUUCAAUUUCAACACUUAUUUCGCGGUGGAGGUUUUAGUUUUUCGUUUAUAUGCAUAUAAUUUUUAUUUUAUAUAAUUGUAUUCGUUUGUUGUCGUGAUCAAGUUGAUUUCGGUUUUUUUCAAGCUCUAAAAUUGAAAUUUUGAAGUAUUGAAAAUUGAUACACAUACUUAAUGACCGAACUUAUGUAUGAUGAAACUUAUGGCCUUAUAAUAUUAUCGAAAUGAUAUAAGAGAUGAUUACUUACAAUGAUAAUGUUUUAACUAUUCGUUAACUAUUUUACAUGGAUGCAUUUUUAUAUUAUAUAUAUUUAGCGUUUUUUAUCCACGAUUUUUUAAUUAUUACUUGAAUAAAAUAUAUUUAUACACUA